Molecule: messenger RNA, 1739 nt
Organism: Gloeophyllum trabeum ATCC 11539
Lineage: Eukaryota; Fungi; Basidiomycota; Agaricomycetes; Gloeophyllales; Gloeophyllaceae
Exons: 1
Source: RefSeq, a predicted model, not a curated record
AUGACCGCUGUAAUGCAGCCUAGCUCGAGCCCGUUCAUGUCCCCCGCCUUCCGUCCGGGCCACGGCAUCCUCCUCAACCCAUCCCCGAGGACGACGGCCUUUCCCCUCCCGACGCCGACGCCGACGCCGCUCCCCCACCCGGCGUCGUACACCUCGCUCUCCUCCUCGUCGUCGUCAGCGGCGACGGACGAAGAUGCCCUCUACUCCUCCUCGACCGACGUCGACGCCCACCCAGCGCGCACCCACCGCUCGCGCUCGCUCCCUGCCCCCCACUCUGCGCCAGCACGCAAGAUCCGCUUCGCCCCCCUCCCCGACCCGCGCCGCGCGGUGUUCGUCACCGACGGCGGCGACGAACUUCCCAUUCCCCUGUCAGAUGAUGACGGCAUGAUCGUCUCGUCUGCCGCCAGCGUCAGCGGCGACACCAAUAACACCAAAAAAUUCACUAUUGGUAUGGACUCGCGCUCCCCCUCGGUGUCCCCUCAGGUGCAUGCAAGUACAAACUUGGACUGGGAGCUCGUUGACUCGCCGAGAAUUAAUUCGUACAAGCUCCCGCCGCCUGCGCUAGCGCCCGAGUCUCACCCCCCGUCGUUGGCGUCCUCUAUCUCGUCUCAUGCCAACUACGAAUACACCACUUCCCCCGCCCCUUCUAUGCCCUCGUCCCCAACGAACGCUUCGUGCUUCCCGGGUGCUUUACCGAGUAGCGGGAAGAGGGGCCUGACGAGCAAGCUGCUGCGUCCUUUCACGAUCAGCAAGAAGCCGUCGCUGAGCUUCUCGAAUACGAGCACUGAGAGCGUUGGCCUCCCGAGGCAAGUGUUUUUUGUCACAGUCAUCUUUAUCUUCGCCCCUCAACUCAUCACUAGGACCUCCUCGCGUGAUACCGAAUCCUUCUUGUUCGGCGUGCCCUUGCACCGCUUUUCCUCAGCACAAUCCACGCAAUCAGCCUACUCCACCGCUUCCGCGUCGACCAUCGGUCCCUCCUCAUUCACCUUCGGCGGCUCUCUCGCACGUUCCCAGUCACUGACCUCCGAGCCGGAUGACUCGCGCAAGAAGAAGCUGCUCUCCGGCAUGGGAGGUGGGAAGCGCAAGAAACGCCCGUCCUCGGCGUCCGGGUCGAUCGCCUCACUGCAAACCGGGCAGCGAUCCGCCGGCGGCGGCGUGCGCAUGCUGAACGGGCGGAUCUACGGCGCGAAGCACCACAACCAGUACCAGUACCAGAACAAGAACCCGUUCGCGACGGUGAGCUCGCGCACGGAGCCCGAGUUCGUCGAGUGGGGAUACGGCGGGAUGGGGAGUGUUGAUUCUGGUGCGGGGAAUUCGGUGUGGAAGAAGCUGCAGAGCGGAGAGACGAUUGGGGGGACGGAGGGCGGGCGGGGGGCUGCUCGGGAUGACGAGGAUGAUGGGAGCGGGAUGGGGUGGGUGAAGAAGAGAAGGGAGAAGAGGGAGAGAGAACGUAAGGAGCAGGAGGAGCGAGAGAGGGCGGAGAGGGAGAAGGCGAACCCGGAGAUUCGGGUGUCGGCGCCGCAGGAGGAGGUGGAGAGUAAGGAGGAAGAGAAACCAGUCGAAGUGGUCGCUGAGAAGGACGCGCCGGUGGAUGAGGAGGAGGAGGAGGCACCGCAGGUUGUGGCGGAGAAGGAGGAGCCGGAGCAUGUGUACACGACCGUCGCUGUGCCCGUGGUGCAGGCGCACCCGCACCCGUCCCGCACGCACUCGCACUCGGAGGAGGAGCGGGAGCGCGCCAA